GCGGCCACUGCUGCAGCGCCUCCGGGAGCGCCGGCGCUGGGCUAUGGCUACCACUUCGGCAACGGCUACUAUAGCUGCCGCAUGUCGCACGGCGUGGGCUUGCAACAGAAUGCGCUGAAGUCGUCGCCCCACUCCUCUCUGGGAGGCUUCCCCGUGGAGAAGUACAUGGACGUGUCCGGCCUGGCCAGCAGCAGUGUACCGACCAACGAGGUGCCCGCGCGAGCCAAAGAGGUGUCCUUCUACCAGGGUUACACGAGCCCCUAUCAGCACGUGCCCGGGUACAUCGACAUGGUGUCCACCUUCGGCUCCGGGGAGCCUCGGCACGAAGCCUACAUCUCCAUGGAGGGCUACCAGUCCUGGACGCUGGCCAACGGGUGGAAUAGCCAGGUGUACUGUACCAAGGACCAGCCACAGGGGUCCCACUUUUGGAAAUCAUCCUUUCCAGGGGAUGUGGCUUUAAAUCAGCCAGAUAUGUGUGUCUACCGACGGGGAAGGAAAAAAAGGGUGCCUUACACCAAACUGCAGCUCAAAGAACUGGAGAAUGAGUAUGCCAUUAACAAGUUCAUUAACAAGGACAAGCGGCGGCGGAUUUCAGCUGCCACAAACCUAUCUGAGAGACAAGUGACCAUUUGGUUUCAGAACCGAAGAGUGAAGGACAAGAAAAUCGUCUCCAAGCUCAAAGAUACUGUCUCCUGAUGUGGACCAAGCUGACCACAACUUAAUUGCUUUCAGUUGUCUCCAAAAGACCUUUGUAAAGACUUGAAUAUAUAUUUAA
Molecule: messenger RNA, 775 nt
Organism: Fukomys damarensis (Damara mole-rat)
Lineage: Eukaryota; Metazoa; Chordata; Mammalia; Rodentia; Bathyergidae
Gene: Hoxd13
Product: homeobox D13
Exons: 2
Biological process (GO): regulation of transcription by RNA polymerase II
Molecular function (GO): RNA polymerase II cis-regulatory region sequence-specific DNA binding; DNA-binding transcription factor activity, RNA polymerase II-specific
Source: RefSeq, a predicted model, not a curated record